AGGUAACAACCUGAACACCAUGUCUGCUUGACCUGUUUUAACCAGAUAACAACCUGAACACCAUGUCUGCUUGACCUGUUUUAACCAGGUAACAACCUCAACACCAUGUCUGCUUGACCUGUUUUAACCAGGUAACAACCUGAACACCAUGUCUGCUUGACCUGUUUUAACCAGGUAACAACCUGAACACCAUGUCUGCUUGACCUGUUUUAACCAGGUAACAACCUGAACACCAUGUCUGCUUGACCUGUUUUAACCAGGUAACAACCUGAACACCAUGUCUGCUUGACCUGUUUUAACCAGGUGACAACCUGAACACCAUGUCUGCUUGACCUGUUUUAACCAGGCGGUUGUGUGUCCCUGAAGAGAAGCUGAGCAAUGGAAACACCAGGAGAUGCUCCAGAGGGACAGAGACACGUCCGUCGGAAGAGACCUCCAUCACCUGUGCCCACUUGUGUGUCCAUGAAGAGUGACCAGUCAAAAGAGCACGGCAUCAACUUCCAAAAUGAAGAUGUUCCAGAUGCAUCAAGACACGUCCGUCGGAAGAGACCUCCAUCACCUGUGCCCACUUGUGUGUCCAUGAAGAGUGACCAGUCAAAAGAGCACGGCAUCAACUUCCAAAAUGAAGAUGUUCCAGAUGCAUCAAGACACGUCCGUCGGAAGAGACCUCCAUCACCUGUGCCCACUUGUGUGUCCAUGAAGAGUGACCAGUCAAAAGAGCACGGCAUCAACUUCCAAAAUGAAGAUGUUCCAGAUGCAUCAAGAAGCCAAAUGGAGGAAUAUAAACCAGAUGCUGUCAGUGACCAGUUCACCCAGAGUCAACAUGGGGAUCUGAAGCACAUAUUCCAGGUGUUAGAGAAGAAGAUCAUCACCUUGGUGAAGAAUGAGCUGAAGAGAUUCAAGUGGAUGCUGAGUCCAGAUUACCAAGAAAACUUUGAAAGUAAAGAGGAGGAUGAGAGUGAUGUCAGAGAAUCGGCUCUGAAGAUGGCACUGCACUUCCUUAGGAAUAUGAAGUUGAAAGAUCUCGCUGACAAACUGCAAGAAAUUAAAAUUAGGAAAACAACAAAGAUUUGUUUGUCCACAGUGUCAGUGGCUUGCAAAACAUUGUUAUGUUUUAUUUUGUUUUUUGAAAUAGAUGAGCUGGACGUAGUUUGUCAGACUAAGCUCAAAAGAAAUCUCAAGAACAAGUACCAGAGUGUUUUUGAAGGAAUACCCCAACAAGGAAGCUCUGCUCUUCUAGAAAAGAUCUACACAGAGGUCUACAUCACAGAGGGAGGAAGUGGAAAAGUAAAUGAAGAGCAUGAAGUCAGACAGAUUGAGUCAAGAUCCAAGAGACCAGCUGGACAGGAGACAUCAAUCAAAUGCAGUGACAUCUUUAAACCCUUACCUGGCCAAGACAAACCAAUCAGAAGUGUCGUCACAAAAGGAGUUGCUGGCAUUGGUAAAACUGUCUCAGUUCAGAAGUUCAUCCUGGACUGGGCAGAGGGAAAAGAAAACCAGGAUAUUCACUUCAUAUUUCCACUGCUUUUUAGGGAGCUCAACCUCAUGAGAGAAAAACAACUCUCUUUGAUGGGUCUCCUCCACCACUUUUUCACAGAAAUAAAGCAGUUAACCUCUCAGCCAAGGGAAGUGCUGUUCGUCUUUGAUGGUCUGGAUGAAUGUCGACUCAAACUAGACUUUCAGAAAAAUGAAAGUUUGACUGAUGUGACAGAGGUCACCUCAUUGGAUGUACUCCUGACAAAUGUCAUCAAGGGUAAUCUGCUCCCCUCUGCUUUACUUUGGAUUACCUCUCGACCAGCCGCAGCCAAUCAAAUCCCGCCUGAUUGUGUUGACCGGGUCACAGAGGUACAAGGGUUCAAUGACCCACAGAAGGAGGAGUACUUCAGGAAGAGGAUCAGUGAUCAGAAUCUUGCCAGCGAAGUCAUCUCUCACAUCAAAUUAUCAAGGAGCCUCCACAUUAUGUGCCACAUACCAGUGUUCUGCUGGAUUGCUGCUACUGUUCUUACGGUGAUUCUUGGCUCUUCAGGAGGUGGACAGAUUCCAAAGACUUUGACAGAGAUGUAUACCUAUUUCCUUAUCUUUCAAACCAAACAGAGGAGCAGCAAGUUUGAAAAUGUGCAGGACCUUGAUCCACAGUGGAACCAGAAAGUUAUCCUUGAUCUUGGAAAGUUGGCUUAUGAACAGUUAGAGAAGGGUAAUCUGAUUUUUUAUGAAGAAGACCUGAUAGAGUGUGGCAUUGAAGUCAGAGAGGCAGCAGUAUGCUCUGGCAUCUGCACCCAGAUCUUUCGAGAAGAAUCGGGGCUUUAUCAAGAUAAGGUGUUCUGCUUCAUGCAUUUAAGUGUCCAGGAGUAUCUUGCAGCUUUGUAUGUGUUUCUAAUGAUGGCAAUUGAAAGGAAUGACAUAAUAUCCAGACACCAAGCUCCUGGAAUAUUCACUCAGCCCAUGAUCAUCUUACACAAGAGUGCUGUGGACAAAACUUUGGAGCAUGAAGAUGGACGCUUUGACCUAUUCCUCCGUUUCCUUCUUGGCCUCUCUCUGGAGUCUAACCAGACUCUCCUGCAUGGCCUACUACAGAGAGGACAAAAUCAGAUGGGCAAUGAAGAAACAAUCAGUUACAUUAAGGAAACGAUCAGGGUGGUUCCUUCAUCAGAAAGGGUGAUCAACCUCUUCCACUGUCUGCAUGAACUCAAUGAUCACUCCUUAGUGGAAGAGGUCCAGAACUUCCUGAGUGCUGGGACACUUUCUGGAGCUGAACUGUCACCUGCCCAGUGGUCAGCUCUAGUGUUUGUGCUGCUGACAUCAGAACAGAACCUGGAUGUGUUUGACUUGAAGAAGUACAUCAGAUCUGAUGAAGGUCUCCUAAGGCUGCAGCCAGUAGUGGAGGAAUCUAAGAAGGCUCAGUUCAAUAGCUGUGGGCUCACUGAAAGGAGCUGUACAGCACUGGCAUGUAUCCUCAGCAAACCAUCCUCAAAACUGAAAAAUGUGAAUCUCAGUGACAACAGUAUUGGAGAUAUUGGGGUUCAAGAACUCUGUAGUGGACUAAAGAACCCAAACUGUGAACUGGAGACACUCAGACUCUCAGACUGCAGUAUCACAGAGGAGGGCUAUGCUAGUCUGGCUUCAGCCUUGAGGUUAAAUCCCAAUCAUCUCAGAGAGCUGGAUCUCAGAAGAAAUGAUCCAGGGGAAUCAGGAGUCAAACUGCUUUUAGACCUAAAGGAGGACCCGCAGUGUACACUGCAAAAUCUCAGGUUCCUGAAGGGGAGUGCUGCUGAGGAAAGUAUAGUUAAGUCUUUUGAACAACUUAAAGGUUCUUUCUAUGUUCAAGGAAUCCAGAGUUUUUCCUAA
This is a messenger RNA of Clupea harengus (Atlantic herring), 3345 nucleotides long. Its product is annotated as NACHT, LRR and PYD domains-containing protein 3-like. The record is from RefSeq and is a predicted model, not a curated record. Lineage: Eukaryota; Metazoa; Chordata; Actinopteri; Clupeiformes; Clupeidae. Gene Ontology annotation, molecular function: protein binding.